Molecule: messenger RNA, 418 nt
Organism: Rhizophagus irregularis DAOM 181602=DAOM 197198
Lineage: Eukaryota; Fungi; Glomeromycota; Glomeromycetes; Glomerales; Glomeraceae
Source: RefSeq, a predicted model, not a curated record
AAUAAUUAUAAUUUUUUGAAGAGAUAAGCUUAUUUGUAAUAAAUAAACUUAUUCAUAGAAUUUAUGGAUUUAAUAUGUCAGAAUUGUCAAAUUAAACUAUGUUUACAAUAUCACAACAUAUCUUUUCAUUUUUGGUUAUUAAUAAAACCGGAGAUGAAAGAACAUUCGACCGAACCGAACCGAAAUCGAAAAUUCCAUUCACAGCCCAAUAUUAUGUAAUCACUUUAAUAGGUAAUUCUAUAAAGAUUUUUAUUUAUUUUUUAAUUUAUUCUCCUUUUCUUCUAGAUCACAAAGUAUUAUUAUUAUUAAUAUUAAUAUAUAUAUAUAUAUAUAUAAUUAAAAAUAAAAUAUGAACUGCGCCACAUGGUAUCAUAAUAAUAAUAAUAAUAAAACUUUCUAUAUAUAUACAAUUAUAUAC